AUGAGUCAUCACUUAAACGGAAGGCACCUGGGCACCCUACGUAUGGCGGGGAACGCGUCUUCCCCCGUGGCCAUCACUGUCGCUAACAAUCUCCCAAUGGCAUACUCAUCACGACCGACAUCAAUGCUUCCAGGCGCCCCUGGUGGGUCGUCUAUGCGUCAACCUAGUUCGCAGUCGCAGCAAUCUUCGGCGCUGUCGGCCCGCAUUGCAGCCAAAAAGGCCGAGCUGGAGAAUUUACGCCAGCUGCGCGAUUUGAGUGGGACUCUAGCAAUCCAAAUGCAAGCUCUGGAAAGCAAGGUCUCCACGUUGAAAGACGGCACUGAAGCUGUGGCAUACGUGCUAUCGAAUUGGGAUAAUGUUCUACGAGCCAUCACACUCGCUUCCCAAAAAGCCAGCGGGCUCCACGAACCGACCGAGGCGGAGAGCAAAGGAGCGGAUACAAAAGAGCGCUUGCCGGCGACGCUGGUUCGCAUUCCAGCUGAGCCACGUGAGAAAACGGGCGAAUGA
This is a messenger RNA of Penicillium olsonii, 507 nucleotides long. NCBI's taxonomy places the organism in Eukaryota, Fungi, Ascomycota, Eurotiomycetes, Eurotiales, Aspergillaceae. The record is from the annotation of a GenBank genome assembly.